UAAAAGCAGUUGAAAACACAUCUCAGUGCCGUUCGAGCUGCGGCGUGAUUUAGUCAAUUUUGGCGGAGGGUCUCUCGCAUCACACGUUUCAUGUUAUGCUGAGAGUCAAGUCCCUUCUCUGCUAGUUCGAUGUUUCACACAACAUAGAGGCUACACAACUCACCCUCUAUUGCCAUUCGGAUGUUGUGAUUUCCCAAACUAAACGGGGACAGUGUGUGGUGUUUUUUUUUUCAUUGUAAUGCACCAGACUGACAAUUUUGGGGUGCAUUGAACCUAUUUUGUUGGACCCCUCCAGCAUGCCACAUAAAUAACCGAGCAAUUUUGGAUUUUGCAACUGGAUGGUGUAAUUGCAGGAAGGAAGGAAGUGUUUUGGUGUGUUAAGCGUGUGAGUGUUGUAUCCUAGAGCGCUAUAAUACGUAACGUACCCUCGUGUGAGGAAGGGGUUGAUAAUAUGCUUUGGGGAUGAAAAUCAUCACACCUCUGUCACACGCAUCAGGAAGUUGCUCAUGAAGACAGGCAACCCUUUUUAGCGCGCCUAAGCACGUGGAUUUUGUACAUAAAACAAGGAUUAAUGAAUAAUCUGCAUUUAAUGUAAAACACCUCAAAAUUACCCACAAAAGAUAAACGGUUGGAGAGCAUCCUUUGGACUAAUAAUUACCUAUAUACAGACCUACGCUGUAGCAAGCCAGACACAACCACGUGCUACUAUUCUUGGAUUGUAGAGUAAAAUAUAUUGUGCGUGCUCUGUGUGACAAACGUCUGCUUUAGUUGCAAAUCCACUUCGAGAUUGAUUUGGAAAGUAUCUCGGGAUGGCCCCCUUAUGUGUCACGGGGGCCCUCCUCAUCCUCCUCCUGAUAUCGUCUGCAACGUGUGAACCAUCCUCAUCGAGUAUUCUCUCGCCUAAUGCUGUCUCGGAGGAUCCAGAAUUUACGGACGUUAUUGAAAAUAUCACAGUUCCAGCUGGUCGAAAUGUGAAGCUGGCAUGUUCUGUCAAAAAUCUCGGAUCUUAUAAGGUAGCAUGGAUGCAUUUUGAGCAAUCUGCCAUUUUAACGGUCCACAAUCACGUCAUAACACGGAAUCCACGUAUAAGUGUGACUCACGAUAAGCACGAUAAGCAUAAAACAUGGUUUCUGCAUAUUAACAACGUCCAAGAGGAGGAUAAGGGAAGAUACAUGUGCCAAAUUAACACGGUGACGGCGAAAACACAAUUUGGGUACUUGCAUGUUGUUGGUAAGUGA
This is a messenger RNA of Lutzomyia longipalpis, 1238 nucleotides long. RefSeq names its product zwei Ig domain protein zig-8-like. The transcript has 3 exons. Gene Ontology annotation, cellular component: neuron projection. NCBI's taxonomy places the organism in Eukaryota, Metazoa, Arthropoda, Insecta, Diptera, Psychodidae. The record is from RefSeq and is a predicted model, not a curated record. Bases 810 to 1238 code for a protein of 142 amino acids.